AUGUUGUUGGUUUCGCUCGUCAGUUUGUUCUCAUUCGGAUUCGCAUUGCCGAUUUCGAGACGAUCUGAGAAUCAAUUCGUCCACGAUCUUCUCGACUUGGGCUCAUCUCAAGUCUCUUCACAACUCGUCCCAAUUGAAUUGAUCCGAUCCGUCGAGAAGCGGAUCAGUGUUGAUCCAAUGAGCAUACCGCGACUCAUCAAAGAGCCGCCGCUGAAGAAGCGAUCAGACGCCGUCUACCCGUCGGCAGCCAAACAGCCUGUUCCUUUGAUCCGAAUUAGGGAACCGCCACUCAAAAGGAGUCAAACGUUUUUCGAGAAUGUCGCCAAUUCUCAAGAGUACCCAAUCUCUAGGAUACGAGCUCCUCAUCCGAUCUACUUCCUAUUGUAG
Messenger RNA from Caenorhabditis bovis, 387 nucleotides. The record is from the annotation of a GenBank genome assembly. Lineage: Eukaryota; Metazoa; Nematoda; Chromadorea; Rhabditida; Rhabditidae.